Molecule: messenger RNA, 980 nt
Organism: Corvus hawaiiensis (hawaiian crow)
Lineage: Eukaryota; Metazoa; Chordata; Aves; Passeriformes; Corvidae
Gene: NXNL2
Product: nucleoredoxin like 2
Exons: 2
Coding region: 157-627 (156 amino acids)
Biological process (GO): photoreceptor cell maintenance; sensory perception
Source: RefSeq, a predicted model, not a curated record
GGGAGGGUGGCGGUGUCGCGGUGUGUCGCUGAGCCGCUGCCCCGGCCGAGCUGGCAGCAGGGGCAAGGAGGGUGGGUGCGGAGUGCGGGGCCGCGCCUGGGGAGCGCUCGGGCUCGCAGCCCCCGCCGUGCCCGUCGCGGGUCCGGCGGUGCCAGCAUGGUGGAUGUGUUCAGCGGGCGGCUCCUGGUCAGCAAGGAUGGCCGCAGCGUGGACCCCGAGGAGGCUCUGCAGAACAAGGUCGUGGGCUUGUACUUCUCUGCCGGCUGGUGCUCGCCGUGCCGCGACUUCACCCCCGUCCUCUGCGACUUCUACACGGAGCUGUUGGAGGAGACCGACCCCCCAGCCCCCUUCGAGGUCGUCUUCAUCUCCUCCGACCACAGCGCCGAGGAGAUGGUGGGCUACAUGCACGCCAUGCACGGAGACUGGCUGGCCCUGCCCUUCCACGACCCCUACAAGCAUGAUCUGAAGAAGAAAUACAACAUAACAGCAAUUCCUAAGCUGGUGAUUGUGAAACAAACUGGAGAAGUCAUUACUGACAAGGGAAGAAAACAGAUCAGGGACAAAGGGCUAUCCUGUUUCCGGAACUGGCUUGCGGGUGCAGAUAUCUUUCAGAAUUUUUCUAGCUAAAAUGUUGACAAAUAAAAGCAAGAAAAGGCAUCAUGGAAAACUUGGUAGAGCUCUGAAAAGACUCUUGCUUUGUUCAGAAUGAGAAAGGUAUGACUUGUUUAUUUAUCUUUGCUUGUAAACAGAUUUUGGGUUUGACUUGAAGACCAGUUAUUCCAGUGUCAUAAAAUGCAAUUACUGUUAUAUUUGUAUUGUUCUAUCUCUACUGUAUUUAGUAUGAACCAAAGCAUUCCAAAUAAUACUGAAGGACUUCAGAGGAAUAGCCUGUUUAGACAGUAAUAAUAGGAACCUGUGAAAUCUAUGCAAACACUAACUUUGCAAAGUCAACACUGUAAAAUAAAUGCAAAAAACCUAUU